Dovyalis caffra is the source of this 780-nucleotide messenger RNA. Lineage: Eukaryota; Viridiplantae; Streptophyta; Magnoliopsida; Malpighiales; Salicaceae. The record is from the annotation of a GenBank genome assembly.
AUGUCAAGGUGUUUUAGUUUCAUUGCAACACAAGACUCAUGGUACCGAUACUCCUUCAAAAGAUCAGGCCUAAAAUCAUCCACAACCGAUCUAGGAGAUGGCACGAUCAUGCAUUGUUGGAUUCCGAAGACACGCAAUCCAUCAAAACCUACGUUACUAAUAAUCCACGGUUUUGGUGCCAACGCGAUGUGGCAAUUCAACGGUCUUAUCCCUCAUUUCAUCUCCAAAUUCAACGUUUAUGUACCGGAUCUCCUGUUCUUCGGAGAAUCCUACACAACAAGAACCGAAAGGACUGAAGCUUUCCAAGCUCAAUGCGUCAUGGGGCUCAUGGAAGCCCAUAAAGUAACCAAGAUGGACGUGUUUGGGUUGAGUUAUGGCGGGUUCGUGGCGUACAGCAUCGCAGCGCAGUUCAAAGAGCGCGUGGGGCGCGUUGCGCUAGGAUGUGCUGGGCUUUGCUUUGAAGAUGACGACUCGGAAAAUGUAGAGGUGUUUAAAGUGACAACGGUGGAGAAAGCUGCCAGUAUUUUGCUGCCGCAAACACCUGAGAAAGCCAGGGAGUUGGUGCGGCUGUCCUUUUAUAAGCCACCGCCUAGCUUGCCCUCUUGUUUUCUCUGGGACUUCAUUGAGAAGCGUGAGUUCUAUAGACUAGCAUUCUAUUCGUCAAUAUUGCAUGGUUUUCUUCUGCAAGAGCAAAAUGCGCAUCCGGGGAAUCGAACCCCGGUCAGUACCGUGGGAGGGUACUAUGAUACCACUACACUAGAUGCACUGCUUGUUUCUUAG